AGCGGAAAUCAAUCGAUCGCAGGGGAAGCUGAGCAGAGGAAGUCAGGGAGCUGCCUGCUUUCCUGUCUGUGACAGCCGCGUCAAGGCAAAAAAAGGCCGGGAGCUCUGCUCGCUGCAGUUGAACCUCUCACCGCCGCAGACAUGUCGAAGAACACCGUCUCCGCCCGCUUCAGGCGAGUGGACGUGGACGAGUAUGACGAGAACAAAUUCGUGGACGAGGAGGACGGAGGAGAAAACCAGCUGGGUCCCGACGAGGCAGAGGUGGACUCUCUCGUCAGACAAGGAAACCUCAUGGAGGCUUUACAUGCAGUUCUGAAGAACCCACCAAUCAAUACGAAGAACCAGAAUGUCAAGGAUCGUGCAGAGGGUCUGGUGCUGAAGGUGCUUAGUGCCUUUAAGAGCAGCGACAUUGAGAAAGGGGUGCAGUCUCUGGACAAGAACGGCGUGGACCUGCUGAUGAAAUACAUUUACAAAGGCUUUGAGAGGCCGUCGGAAAACAGCAGUGCGGUGCUGCUUCAGUGGCACGAAAAGGCUCUCGCUGCUGGAGGAGUGGGCAGCAUCGUCAGAGUACUAACGGCGAGGAAGACGGUCUAAAAGCAGCGCAGGAGAAGAAUCCACCUCACACCACUGACACACUGCACUGUUCACGUACCAGAUGGCUUAACCAACGAGAUGCCGAUUUUUGCUCAAGGCAAGAUUAAACUGGAGCGUACGUUCAGGGUCGCGACGAGUUAACAUCAGAUUUCACGGUCUUGUCCUUUUCAUGAUCACAGCUAACACCACACUCCUCCCAGGGUGCUACAGUUAACAUAACCUCCCGUUUGCACGUGCGUGCUGAUUCUCUGAUCCACUAACCCCCUCCAACCUCGCCUGUGUCACACCUGUAAAUGUGUUCAGCGUGUGAGGCUGGGGUUUCCAACUGAGAAGAGAUAAAUUAUGGAGAAACAAGCAUCUUUCAUGCAACCUUUUGCUACUCUUCUGAAUAUUUUUGAACCCAGGAAAAAUCCAGAGACUUAUUCAAAUAGAAGCGUUGGAUCUGCUUCCUUUGGUCUUGAAAUACACCAUCAACUAAUUGUAAUUAAUCCUGAGCUUGCUUCCACAUUAACACCAGAGGAUUAACCCCCUCCCCUAUCGCUUCCCAUAUUUGCUUCCCAUCAUCAUCACGCCUCAGACAGUUUAAUGGAAGCAGUAAAUCCUCUCUGAGUGAGGCUCCAGCAGCAGGCCGCUCCUGAAAAGCACAGUCACAGAUGGAGGGCGGUGAGUUUGACCACAGGGGUCGGCAUGCACCUCGGGAACGGGAGGAGGAUUAUUACCCACCAUGCAUCUCCAUAACCGCCCCCUUUAUUAAUCCCACUUUGCCGCGCCUGACAUCUACACGCUCCCUCUGCUACUGAACAGGGCAUUAUGUGACACUGUUGGUACUAUAUAUACAUAUAUAUAUUUUUUUGCGUCCCUUCAGUUAACCCCAUCAUCUGAAGUGUGCACACAUUUUUUUUUUAACUUAAAAAACCCCAAAACAUCCAGUUAAACAUAUUUUUUGUUUUAAAAAUAUGUCAAAGGCCAAAUUUGCCUUCCGUUAAAAACCCAAAUCCUCUGUAGUGAACAAUGCUAUUUGUCAGUAAGGUGCAUAUCUUACUGUAGAGAGAAAAUUAAUUGAAAUAUAAAAAUAUAUAUUUUGCAUGUUUCCAUUUUGUUUCUUUAAAAAGCUUUUCUUACCUUCUUUUUUUUUACUAAACCUAUUUUGUUUGAAUUCAUUCUGUAGGUUUUUUAAUUUUUUUUUAACCAAGCAUAAAGACACCCUUAUCAUAAAAAACAACUGUUUAUUUAACAUCAUUUUAUGGUAAGAAGAGAAACUGGAAAUGUCUGUUCGUCUGCCUUUAAUAGGCAGAUUAAGUGUGUUGCCAAAUUAUUUUUUUUCAGUUCAGUAGCCGAUAUCGGUGACUUUAGUUUUCAUUGCGUGUUUGAGAGGACACAACAGGUUUACCACUGUUAAAGGAACAUUACAGCAAAGAGGUCGUGACAUAAAGCGGCCUCCGCUUUGCUUUUCAUCUGGACGAAUCAGCUCCAGAAGUGUUUUUUUUUUUUUUUUUUUUUCUGGAUGAAAAAGUUUCUUAUGGAAUACAACAGCGAUUGUCGCUUCAACAGUGUUUUUACUCACAGGUUCAGACGUCAGUGAUGAUGCUUCCAGACCAUAGAUAUCUUUUUCUAAUGCAGUAUUGAAAGUUUAGCGUGUGAAGACGGAAAGAUGCGGCGGCCUCUCUGCUGCAAGGAGUUCUAGCUGAAGGUUAAAAAGAUGCGGGAGCAAACCAGACUGAUGUACAAACUGCCUUACUCAACAAUUUCUUUUUUUAUGUUUGUGCUUUUUGGAAAAAAAAUAAAUAAAUGGUAAGAAUGCUGGAA
Messenger RNA from Oryzias melastigma (Indian medaka), 2400 nucleotides. RefSeq names its product actin related protein 2/3 complex, subunit 5B (gene arpc5b). Gene Ontology annotation, biological process: Arp2/3 complex-mediated actin nucleation; cell migration; regulation of actin filament polymerization. The coding region runs from base 142 to 594 and encodes 150 amino acids. NCBI's taxonomy places the organism in Eukaryota, Metazoa, Chordata, Actinopteri, Beloniformes, Adrianichthyidae. Gene Ontology annotation, cellular component: Arp2/3 protein complex; cytoplasm; actin cytoskeleton. The transcript is spliced from 4 exons. Gene Ontology annotation, molecular function: actin filament binding. The record is from RefSeq and is a predicted model, not a curated record.